UGGACACCUGUCCUAAAGACAGGCGUCUUAACCCCGGACACGUUACAAUUAUGUUUUCAUCUGCCACAGAGAGAGUCUGAUCGCCUGUUUAAGACGAGUAUAUCUGCUGAUGGCCUCUGCAAAGCUGUGUCAGAAAUGUGCCGGAUUGCUGUGGGGCAGAAUGGCGCUGGUGAGUUUGUCUGCAUCAGACUCGCUGCUGUCUGCCAGAGCUGCUGCAGUGCGGACACACACACAGAGCUGGAGUUUUACUGCAUUCCGGCUCAGCCACUCGGCAUCCCCGGGACCACCCGCUGCGGAGCGGAGACUCACAGAGAGCAGCCUGCUUCCAUACGAUUCCCCGGGCUCUAACUGCACGGCGACAGAACGCCCCUCCCCUGACAGUCCGUCCUUAUUUGAGGAUCUGGACAGAGCUCCUCCUCUCUCUCCGUUUGAGGAGAUCAGCGAUGACGAGGCGGUACAGAUUGUGGCCACACCCCCUCUGCCUCCUGCUUCCACCUCCCUCCGUGAUUACGUCAGCCAAUCAGAGACUCUCACCAAGCUGGUGCAGCUAGGUGUGGACCUGUGGAAACUGGAGCAGAGACGCAAUGUUGGCUCCAUGCUGCUGCGGCUGGACUUCCAGGAGGACAUCCAGGGGAGGCUGCUUUUUCUGAAGGACGUGGGGCUGCAGGACUCCCAGCUCGGGCCCCUGAUCACACACAACCCCUUCAUCCUCACAGAGAGCCUGGAGAACCUGCAGGCCAGGGUGUCAUACUUGAAGUCGAAGAGGUUCAGCUCAGAAGCUGUGUGCAGAAUGGUGUCCAAGGCUCCUUACCUGCUCAACUUCAGCAUCCAGAGGCUGGACAAUCGCCUGGGCUUCUUUCAGAGGCACCUGGGCCUCAGUCCUCUCAAGACGCGGGACAUUGUGACUCGUCUCCCAAGGCUGCUGUGUGGCAGUUUGGAGCCGGUGAAGGAGAACCUGAAGGUUUUCGAGCUGGAGCUGGGUUUCCGUCCAAACGAAAUCCAGCACAUAGCCACCAGGAUCCCCAAAGUGCUGACGGCCAAUAAGAAGAGGCUGACAGAGACAUUUGACUAUGUCCACAACACCAUGGGCGUCCCUCACUCUCUCAUUGCCAAGUUCCCCCAGGUCCUGAAUGUCAGACUGCUGCGGAUCAGGGAGAGGCACCAAUUCCUGCAGUACCUGGGAAAGGCCCAGUAUGACCCGGCCCAGUCCGGCUACGUCUCCCUAGACCGGCUGGUCUCUCUGCCAGAUGCAGUCUUCUGUGAUGAGGUGGCCUCGGCCACACUGGAGGACUUCGAGCAGUUUCAGAAAACUCUGUAGGGCUGGAGCUCCAUGCUAUUGCUCCAGAGUCAGAGGACAGAACAAAGUAAUGAUCCGUUCUGAGUUUCUACGUUUGAUUCGGACAGGAAGGGGAGGAGUUGGUCUCUGUGUGUUGGUACCGUAAUGCAGUUCUGUGGAAUACAGUGGUUCUCUGGUGUCACCUUGUGCUUCAGGAAGUACCCUGCCCUUCAUGUCACAGUGGGUGCCAAAUGCCACUUAAAAUGGCUCUAUAUCAGACUGUGUGGUAAAUCUACAGGUUGUCUGCCCCAAAAGCAUAACUUAAGUAUUUUGUGCACAAAUCACAAAUCACCUUAGACAAAUAUAAGGAAUGACAAAGUAAUGUUGUAAUGAAAGCAUGUUCCCAUGGCAGCAAAUACAAA
Molecule: messenger RNA, 1698 nt
Organism: Megalops cyprinoides (Indo-Pacific tarpon)
Lineage: Eukaryota; Metazoa; Chordata; Actinopteri; Elopiformes; Megalopidae
Gene: mterf3
Product: mitochondrial transcription termination factor 3
Exons: 8
Coding region: 110-1318 (402 amino acids)
Biological process (GO): regulation of DNA-templated transcription; mitochondrial ribosome assembly
Cellular component (GO): mitochondrion
Molecular function (GO): double-stranded DNA binding
Source: RefSeq, a predicted model, not a curated record